ACAUGCAUACUAGCAACAGUCACAAUGGAGCUUGAGGUAAUCGUUGCAGGCAAAAACGCUUCUGUCACUCAUCACGGUGAAUGGUUGGCGGGUGUUAGCUUCCAGCAGGGUGGGUUAGGAUAGCUGAAAUAUCACGGUCUCGCCAAGCAGUCCACUUGACACUUGUUCCGCACGAGGCUGACCUAGUUCUCGUUGCGCUGACAUGGAACGCCCUAAGAAUAACUCUGAUACACGAUCCUCAGAAACAUCACAUGCUUUAUCUCAUCACGUUUCAUGUCGCUCAGGCCUCCGUAACUAGUACCUGCUACAGUCCGUCACCCGUUAAACACAUUUACUCCAAAAGAAGAUGUUCCUACAUACGUCAACAACCUUGCAUGGCUAUGUACCACCUACGGGUGAUGUACUGCGGGUGGGUGCCCUUGUCAGCUACGGUGAUGACCGACAUGCUGCCGCGUGGUGUGUUUUAAAACAGGUUCCCAGUCAAAUGGACAAGACCUGUACUAGACCGUGAUCGUGGCAGGCGGGCAGGUAUCCACCGUUUGGAGAUGUUGACGUUAUCGGCACUUGAAUGGGCUGCUGGCUGGACCAAUGACGUCGCGGCGGCCACGCAGCGUGAGCUUGAUUCAAUCAUGGAUCAAGACGUGCAGGAGAAAAAGCGCAAGAAGACGUCAGGAGGAGGUUACGAUGUCUGCUUCUUCUUCGUGAACGAAGAAUCUGACAUAACCGUGUGCGUGGAGGAGACGUCGUUCCUCGUGCACCGCCGGGUGUUGGAGGAGUCCUCCGACUACUUCCGAGCGAUGUUCGAGUGCGACAUGAUGGAGAGCAGGCAGAGCGAGGUGCAGCUGCACGACUUCCGCGCAGAAAUCUUCGAGACUGUCUUAGACUUUCUGUACACGUCGGAAUUCUGUCUGGACUAUGGGAAUCUGGAGGAAGUCCUGGAGAUGGCCAAUUUCCUACAGGUGUUGCCCCUCCUGGACCACAUAGCUGGCCUGGUGGAUGAGAAGAACUGUGUGACUCUGUUCAUCAUGGCGGACAAAUACAGCAUCAGCAAGGUUACAGACGUUACCGGGAAGAUCCUGAGUGACAACUAUCACAGAUAUCUGCAGUCCAAGGAACUCAGCAGACUAACCAAGGAGCAGCGUGAACGUGUACGACAAAAGCGCUAUCACCACAAGCCUGUCGUCGCCGCCGUUAACGCACACUACGUUCACUAUCCCGAACCUGGACUGCGACAGUUUCACUCGUACGACGACAAGAAUGACGCCUGGUCUCGGUUCACGCGUCUGCCCAACACGGCCAGCAGACGAGGGUUCGGUGUGGCGGUGUUGGACAACUACCUGUUUGUUGUCGGUGGCCACGCAAAGCCCAGAGACUACCCAAGGCAGUUCCACUCGACAGGAACAAAACUAGGCGCUCUACAGAAUCAGACCGUGUGCUACAACACCCUAACAGACACCUGGUUCAACACUGCGCCCAUCCAGCAAGCCCGCGCCUACUUCGGGCUGGUGCCCUGCGGAGACUUCAUCUACGCCAUUGCAGGUUUUCAGUACGACGACCCCAUCCACUCCGUGGAGCGGUACGAUCCUAGGGACAACAGUUGGGUGUUCGUGCGAGACGUCCCGGAGGGGAGGACGUGUUAUGAGCCUGCCGUGACCUGCAUGGGAGACAUCUACGUCAACUGUGAGAUAAAGGACAGCGACACGUUUUGGCUGCACAAAUACAGCCCUGCAAGCAACACGUGGACCGCCAUAUCCGAACUGCCGACCAACCGCUGGCGACACUGCAUGGCCGCGGUCCAGGACACAGUGUACAUCCUGGGUGCCUACCAGCCAGGCGUGGACUGUUUCAACGUCAGCUCGCAGCAGUGGUUCAGAGUCAGAAUCCCCAGAGACCUGAAAAUCCCAUACGACAGAGGCUGCGCGUCUUUAGGAGAUGAUGUGUACGUCUUGGAUUGUGAGGAGACGCUGUGCCAUAACGUCAAGACGAGGAAGUGGACGGACCAACUGUGCCAGUUCCCCCUCGGCGGGUUUGGCAUCAAAGCCGUGACGUUGUACCUUCCGGAACGUAAGGCGAGGGAUGAUGGCGGGGACUCGGAGUCGGACUGAAGUUAACAAGCCAUGUGUCACACUGAACUUAAAGCUUAGGUCACAAUUUGAACAAAGGGCCCUGCCGGGCAGUUCACAUGCUGUUUUUUUUGUUGUACUUUCGGGCUGUGACCCCUACCUGGGCCCGUGAGACACCUUGCGGCUCCCGGGCUAUUUUUGUGCCCGGUCGGGCACCGGGUUGAAUUUAAGUCAGACUUAAAACGAAUCCAGGGUCAGGUAACAAAUAGACGCCGUGACCUACCCGUGAGGACCACCGAGGAGUCCCCCCGGUAUCCGGCAGUCCACCCGGACAAAUUUGUGGCUUCGGAGCCCGGCCGGGGCCACAUCCCUGACGGGCACCGGUGUAAUUGGGACCUAAGCCUAACGCGGGACAUGGAACACCUUACGACAUGUCCUUGACACCGACUCAAACGGAUUCACAUUUCUGAGAACAACGGUUCAGUUUUCUCUACUCUCAUCGAAAUCAGUAAAACAUACAUUGUACCUCAAGUCAACCGCUCAAAUUUUAGCUCUAUCUGGUACAAAGAUACGGGGAACACAAUAGCGUAAAUGGUUCAUUAGGUUUGCAUAGAAAUAAAGAAAGGAAUAAACCAUUUUUUUGUAUCAAGAACAAAUGAAGGUUAAAAAGAUAUCAGGUAUGAUUUACCAGAAAAUAGACAUCCAGGCAGGUAACUUACAUAUGUACGUUGCUGCAUAGGUCAAAGUGACAUAAAGCAUGGUAUUAACGUAAGGGCUAACGCGUAAAAGACACAGAGUGUCUACUUACGAAGCUGUACACGGAAUAUGUGAUAUUCGUUAAAAGCCUUCAUUUGCAACCACCAAUUUUGUAUAUAGAAUUUGAAUAAAGAAAUUGUCUUGUCA
Messenger RNA from Branchiostoma floridae (Florida lancelet), 2966 nucleotides. RefSeq names its product kelch-like protein 42. The record is from RefSeq and is a predicted model, not a curated record. The transcript has 3 exons. Gene Ontology annotation, molecular function: protein binding. Lineage: Eukaryota; Metazoa; Chordata; Leptocardii; Amphioxiformes; Branchiostomatidae. Bases 546 to 2105 code for a protein of 519 amino acids.